Messenger RNA from Dioscorea cayenensis subsp. rotundata (Guinea yam), 2146 nucleotides. RefSeq lists its product as uncharacterized. The transcript has 2 exons. Lineage: Eukaryota; Viridiplantae; Streptophyta; Magnoliopsida; Dioscoreales; Dioscoreaceae. The record is from RefSeq and is a predicted model, not a curated record. Gene Ontology annotation, molecular function: protein binding. Bases 62 to 1783 code for a protein of 573 amino acids.
CUCCUUCUAUUUCCUAAAUCCCUCCAACUUUUCCCCCCUCUUCAUCUCAAUCUCCUCCGCCAUGACUUCCGGCGAUCCAAACUCCUCGCCGGCGCCGGAGCCAGAGCCGGAGCAUCCACCCCUUGCCAUAAUCCUCCACCACCUCCUCCCUCUCCUACUAUCCGCCUCCCUCUCCGUCCAAUCCCUCGUCGGCCGCUGGCGUCUCCUCCACUCCAAGCUCUCCCUCCUCCGCUCGUCCCUCUCCGCCGCCGUGGACUCCUCUUCCGACCACCCUCUCCUCCUCCACCUCCUCCCCUCCCUCCUCUCCACCCUCCGCUCCCUGCAUUCCCUCUCCUCCCGCUGCCUCGACCCCUCUCUCCCCUCCGGCAAGCUUCUCCUCCAGAGCGAUCUCGACAUCGCCUCCUCCUCCCUCUCCCUCCACCUCCACGACCUCGACCUCCUCCUCCGCUCCGGCCUCCUCGUCCACCCCGAUCCACAUUCCAAUGCCAUCGUCCUCUCCUCCUCCACCUCCGACCUCCCCCUCCUCCUCCGCGACCUCUUCGCCCGUCUUCAGAUCGGCUCCAUCGAUCUCAAGCACCAGGCCCUCGACUCUCUCCUCUCCCUUCUCUCCUCUGAUCCCUCCAAGCUUUCCCCCAUCAUCAUCCAGCACGGCGACAUUCCCUUCCUGGUCCGCCUCCUCGACCCCUCCACACAUUCCCUCCUCCGCGACCUCGCCACCUCCGUCAUCUCCAUCCUUUCCACCGCCUCCGACUCCUCCCGCCGCGCCGUCUUCGACGAGGGUGCCCUCGGUCCUCUUCUCCGCAUCCUUGAAUCUGGAUCUACUUCCCUUAAGGAGCGCACUGCCGCCGCGAUCGAAGCCAUAACCUCCGAUCCGUCCAAUGCCUGGGCCAUCCUCGCUUACAAUGGCGUUCCUAUCUUAAUCAACGCUUGCCGCUCCGUCUCCAGCUCUUCUCCCGUCCAAGCCCUGGCUGCUGGCUCUCUGAACAACAUCUCCGCCGUUGAUGACAUCAGAUCAGCCAUGGUUGAGGAGGGUGCCAUCCCGGUCCUCGUCGAUCUCGUCCUCUCCGGCUCUACUGCCGUGCAGAAGCAUGCCGUUCUUUGUCUCUGGAAUCUCGCUUCCUCCGGCGAGGACGAGAUCCGGCAUUUGAUCGUCCAAGAAGGAGGUCUCCAAAAGCUUCUCCAAUUGAUCCGAGACCCCCCAAACCCCGAGAUCCAAGAACACGCUCUGCGAGCAAUCCACGCUUUUUCAGCAUCCCCAACUGCAGCCAAAACCCUCUCCUUGUCUCCGGGGAUCUUUACUCAUCUCGGUGAGCUAAUCACACUGGGCGCCGCCACAACUCAGCAGGCGGCGGCCGCCGUGCUCUGCAACCUCUUCCCAAGCGAGGAAAGCAAGCGCGCCAUGGCCCCUUGCAUGGCAUCACUAGUGAAGAUCAUGGAGCAGGCCAAGCCGGCUAGCGCGCAGGAGAGCGCCGCGCGUGCUCUGGUUGAGCUACUCGCCGUGCGUCCCAAUCGGAGGGAGUUCGUAAGGGACGAGAAGAGCAUGGCAAGGUUGGUCCAGAUGCUGGACGUCAAGAGAGAGGAAGUGUGCAAAGAGUACCCGGUUUCAGUGGUGCUUGCCCUCGCCGGCGCCGGCGCCGGCACCCGGAAGAGGCUUGCCGACGCCGGUGCAAGCCAUCACCUUCAGAAACUUGUGGAUGCCGGCGUGCCAGGGGCCAAGAAGGCCUUGCAGAGGCUCGCCGGCAGCCGGCUGAAGACCCUCUUCUCCAUGGCCUGGCGAGAGUGACCAACUCUUCUAUUCACUAAUCCAAACACAAAUACCUGGUAAUGAAAGAGUCACAGGAGUAGGUGUUAUUACAGCGAAAAAAAGGAAUAUGAAUAUUUAGUCAUAUACAAAUUAGGUUUGUUUAUUGACUGAGAGUGACAACAAAAGGAGGCACGGAUGCGGAGUUUUAGCAAGUAUCCUUAUCCUAUUUCCCUUUUUUUAAAAUUUUAUUUUUAUUUUUAUUUUUUACUUGACUUGGUUUGUCAUGUCAUUAUCAAAGCAUGAAAACUAUGUUGUUUUCUUUUGCUUCUUUCUUUAUUUUUAUACAUUGUAUAAAAGAUUGAAUGAGUCAGUGUGUGGUGCAAUGAGAGAAGCUUAUGUGUG